CUAAUCCUCUCAAUCAGAUCCAAGCAAAUCAAACCCUAUCAUAACCUUGCUCCUCCAUCUAUCGCCAAUCUUUUUGUCGAGUUCUCUCGUAUUUCGCUUGUAAACGUUAUGGAAAUGGUGAAUGACGGAACCACAGAUACACAGGCUGAAGCUGGGAAUCAACAGAAGAAGAGAAGUCUUCCCGAGGGACAAGAAUUCUACGAAGCUGACACUGUACAUCCCAGGAUGCUUCACAAUUGGGCUCUCUACGACUGUGAUACAAGGUUGAUACCCCUUGAGCUUCUUCCCAUGAAGCCUCACGACAAUAUCGAUGUAACUAUUUUUGGAUCUGGUGCGGUGGUGUUCAAUGAUGAUGGAAACUGGGAUUGUCUCGUUGAUUCUGACACACCUAAUCCUGUCGGGACUCCCACAUUCCUCAGUCCAAUAAAGGAAUGGAUGAUUGAGUAUGGAGGGUAUCGACUUGGGAGACCGUCAAAGCAAUACGCCCCUUGGCAUGAAUCUGUUUUGAAAACAGCUAGGGUUGCGAUAAGCAUUCUUAGAUUGCUUGAGGAGCAAACUAGGCUUGCUAAGCUUUUCUUUCAACAUGCUAUAAAAAGAUUGUCUGAGGCUGAGAAGAACGAUGAGGCCUUCAUUUCUUCUGACCCCUCGGACGUUGAAAGAUAUUUGGUCGCCCAUGGUCAAGUUAUCUUACAAAUGUUUUCAGCAUAUCCUAAAAAGCAUAUCGUCAAGUGUUCAUUUGCCACUGAUCUUGCAAGAAAAUUGGAGGAAAGGCAGCACACAAGAUGGGUCAUCAAGAAGAACGAAGCUUCGCAAAAGAAUCGUUAUCAGAAGAAAGAUAACCUACUUCCAAGGGCAGGUAUGCCACCUGCGGCGAAAAAUAAAUCAGCUAUGCAAGCAACAACCACUCGCCUGAUCAACAGAAUCUGGGGAGAGUUUUACUUCAGUGACUCUCCAGAGGUUCCACUGCAGGAGACCAGUGCAGAAAAUGGGGAGGAAGCGUCUGAAGAGGAAGGAGAAAAUGUAGAAGGUGACGCAGAAGACACUGAAGAAGAACCUGAGGAAACUGUACCAGAACCUGUUGAGGUUCAGAAGCCUCAUACUCCUCCGAAGGAACUUCGAGGCAGUUCUAGCGAAAUGGGAAUAAGAUGGGAUGGUGAGGUUCUAGGAUAUACCUCUGCUGGUGAGCGUUUCUAUCGACAAGCCCUAGUUUUAGGGGAAACGGUGGCUGUAGGUGGUGCUUUCGUCUUGGAAGUCGAUGAGACUCAGGCCAUCUACUUUGUGGAGUACAUGUUCGAAAGCCGGGAUCAUUGCAAAUGUCUACAUGGAAGACUCCUACAAAGAGGAUCCGAGACUGUUCUAAAGAAUGCUGCUAACGAGAGGGAGCUGUUCCUGACCAAUGAAUGCAUUACUGUCCAGCUUAAGGACAUAAAAGGAACAGUCCCUUUUGAGAUCCGGUCAAGGCCAUGGGGGCAUCCGUAUAGGAAAGAGAACAACACUGCGGAUAAGCUUGACCGGGCAAAAGCCGAGAAAAGGAAAGCAAAAGGUCUGCCUACAGAAUACUUUUGCAAGAGCUUAUACUCGCCAGAGAGAGGAGGGUUCUUCACUCUUCCACUCAGUGAUAUGGGGCUUGGCUCUGGAUCCUGCAAUUCAUGUAGGAUAAGAGAAGAUGAAAAGGAAAGGUCUAAGAUUAAACUUAAUGAUUCUCGAACAGGCUUUUCCUCUAAUGGGAGUGAGUACAUAAGUGGGGAUUAUGUCUAUGUGAACCCUCAAAUUAUGAUUCAAGAUGGAUUGAAGGUUAAAGGGAAGUUCAAGGGCGGGAGGAACAUUGGGUUGGAUGCUUUUGUUGUUUGCCAGUUUCUGGGAAUCUAUAUCCCAACUCAAUCUAAUAGAAAUGGUUCCUUUGGGGUCUACGUGAGAAGGUUUUAUAGGCCUGAGGAUAUUUCUGCAGAGAAGGCCUAUACUUCAGACAUCCAAGAGGUGUAUUACAGCCAGGAGUUAUAUCUUCUCCCUCCGAAGGCAAUAGAGGGAAAAUGUGAAGUAAGGGAGAAAAAAGAUAUGCCCUUACCCCGUGAAUUUCCAAUAUCAGAGAACAUCUUCUUCUGUGAACAUUUAUAUGGCUCCUCUACUGGUUGUCUCAAUCAGUUUUGGUUCCCUUUCUCAGACACGCUUCUGAGAAAGCAAAAGGGGAAGGAGUUAGAGAGUGAAGCUGAUUCUGGGACUGUCAAGCGUCUGGCUACACUUGAUAUUUUUGCUGGUUGUGGUGGUCUGACUCAUGGACUGGACCGGGCAGGUGCAACUGAAACAAAGUGGGCGAUCGAGUUUGAAGAGACAGCUGGGGAGGCUUUUAAAAUAAACCAUCCCAAGACAACAGUCUUUGUUGACAACUGCAAUGUGAUUCUCAGGGCUGUAAUGGAGAGAUGUGGAGAUCAAGAUGAGUGUAUCUCUACUACAGAGGCAAAUGAACUCGCGGCUAAACUUGAUGAGGAACAGAAGCGUACUCUACCACUUCCCGGUCAAGUGGAUUUCAUCAGCGGAGGCCCUCCAUGCCAGGGAUUUUCGAAACUGAACAGGUUCAACCAAGGAAUUAAGAGUAAAGUAGGGCGUCAAAUGAUAUUAGCGUUCUUGUCCUUUGCUGAUUACUUCAGGCCAAGAUACUUCCUUCUUGAGAACGUGAGGAACUUUGUGUCAUACAAUGAAGGGCACACAUUCCGACUUACUCUGGCUUCUCUUCUCGAAAUGGGUUACCAGGUGAGAUUUGGGAUCUUGGAGGCAGGUGCAUAUGGACUUGCUCAAUCACGCAAAAGGGCUUUUGUUUGGGCAGCUGCACCAGAAGAAGUCCUUCCAGAGUGGCCUGAGCCUAUGCAUGUCUUUUGUUCCCCUGAGUUGAAAAUCUCACUUAACGAAGGUCUACGCUAUGCUGCUGUUCGUAGCACUCGAUCUGGUGCACCUUUCCGCUCACUCACUGUGAGAGACGCCAUUGGUGAUCUUCCACGAGUGAAAAACGGAGCAUCCAAGAUUAAAAAAAAGUAUCGACGUAAUCCGGUCUCGUGGUUCCAAAAGGAAGUAAGAGGAAACAAGGUGGUUCUCAGAGAUCAUAUCUGCAAAGAAAUGAAUGAACAAAACCUCACUCGAUGUAAGAAGAUCCCAAAGAGGCCAGGUGCUGAUUGGCGUGACCUCCCUGAUGAAAAGUUGAUGUUAAAAGACGGGACGUGGGUAGAUUUGAUUCCACAUUCUCUGAAAAACAAAGCAAAGACCCACAACGGGUGGAAAGGGCUCUAUGGGAGACUUGACUGGCAAGGCAACUUCCCAACUUCCAUCACCGAUCCUCAGCCAACCGGUAUAGUUGGAAUGUGUUUCCAUCCUGACCAAGACAGGAUUGUCACCGUCCGUGAAUGCGCCCGAUCUCAGGGGUUUCCGGAUAGUUACAAGUUUGCAGGGGGAAUAAAAGACAAGCAUAGGCAGAUUGGGAAUGCAGUGCCUCCACCAUUGGCCUUUGCUCUAGGUCGUAAGCUCAAAGAAGCCUUGCAUCUCAAGCAGCCUCUUCAACACCAAACCUAA
Messenger RNA from Thlaspi arvense, 3558 nucleotides. NCBI's taxonomy places the organism in Eukaryota, Viridiplantae, Streptophyta, Magnoliopsida, Brassicales, Brassicaceae. The record is from the annotation of a GenBank genome assembly.